Messenger RNA from Perca flavescens (yellow perch), 882 nucleotides. RefSeq names its product GTPase IMAP family member 4. Lineage: Eukaryota; Metazoa; Chordata; Actinopteri; Perciformes; Percidae. Gene Ontology annotation, molecular function: GTP binding. The coding region runs from base 1 to 882 and encodes 293 amino acids. The transcript is spliced from 3 exons. The record is from RefSeq and is a predicted model, not a curated record.
AUGUGGUCGACUGCAUCAGAACGGAUCAGAUACAAUAAUGAGGAGAUCAGGAUUGUGUUGGUGGGAAAGACCGGAGUUGGGAAGAGCGCCACAGGAAACACCAUUCUGGGAAAACAGUACUUUAAAUCAGAGUUUUCUUUUAACACAUUGUCUCAACACUGUGUUAAGGCCAUUGGUGAAGUGGAUAGACAAAUGGUUGCUGUUAUUGACACUCCGGGUCUGUCUGACACCAGCUUUGAUGAAAAGGAAACCAGUAAAUAUAUUGCCCAGAGCAUUGCUUAUGCUUCUCCUGGACCUCACAUCUUCCUGGUCGUCAUCAGACUGGGCAGAUUCACAGAGGAAGAAAAGCAGACGGUGCAGAAGAUUCAGGAAAUCUUUGGAGAGGAAGCAGACAAGUACAGCAUGGUUCUCUUUACCCAUGGUGACCUGCUCAAAGGGAAACCUAUUGAGGAGUUCUUGAAGGACAGCGAAGACCUGCAGGAACUUGUAGACAAAUGUAACGGCCAGUACCACGUCUUUAAUAAUGAGGUGAAGGAUCGUUCUCAGGUCAGGGAGCUGCUCAACAAGAUCAGAAAUAUAACAAAGAAGAACGGAGGAAGUCAUUACACCACUGAAAUGUUCCAGGAGGCAGAGAGGGCGAUAGAAAAGGAGAAACAACGAAUCCUUAAAGAGAAAGAAGAGCAAAUGCGCAAACAGGUAGAGGAAAUGAAGAAGAAACUAGAGAAAAAGUAUGAGCAACAUAUAAGCAAAGCGAAUGUUGACAGAGAGAAGGUUUUAGUACAUCGUAAUAGAGAAUUGGAGACGGCAGUAAAAACAUAUAGAGAUGUGCAGGGAUAUCAGGCCAGAUUGAAAGCUGAGAACUGCAUUGGUACAGCAUGGUAA